AUGAGCGGUGUGAUUCCUGCACCGUGGUUGGCUCUGUGUCGAGUCCUCUCCUUCAUCUCUCACCUGCACACCCCUCCCCCUCCUCCCCCUCUUAUCUCCCCCGUGCUCCCGCUGAUUGACCCUCAUCCAAGAUGCAUUGAAUACCGAUCAGAGCGGAGCGAGAAGCAGAGAGAGCUGGAGGAGAGUCGACUAAACAUCCAGCAGAGAAUCCAGGACAGAGAGAAAGAUGUGGAGCAGCUUCAACAGGAGGUGGAGGCUAUCAACGGCUCCGCUGAUAAAGCAGUGGAGCACAGUGAGGAGAUGUUCACCCAGCUGAUCCGUCUCAUGGAGGAACGACGCUCUGACGUGAGGCAGCGGGUCAGAUCCCAGCAGGAAACUGAAGUGAGUCGAGUCAGAGAGCUUCAGGAGAAGCUGGAGCAGGAGAUCACUGAGCUGAAGAGGAGAGACGCUGAGCUGCAGAAGCUGGCACACACAGAGGACCACAACCAGUUUCUACAGGACUACCCCUCACUGUCAGGACUCAGUGGACCUGCAGACCCAUCCAGCAUCAAGACCCGUCCUCUCAGGUACUUUGAGGAUGUGACAGCAGCUGUGUCAGAAGUCAGAGAUCAACUACAGGAGGUCCUGAGAGAGAAGUGGACCAACGUCUCACAGGCUGUGACUGAAGUGGAUGCUUUACUGUCAGAUCCACCAGAGCCCAAGACCAGAGCUGGGUUCUUAAGAUACUCACGUGGACUCACACUGGAUCCAAACACAGCAAACAGAUAUCUGUUAUUAUCUGAUGGGAACAGAAGAGCAACACGGAAAAAACAACAACAGUCUCAUUCUAGUCACCCAGACAGAUUCACUCAUUAUGAUCAGGUCCUGAGUAGAGAGGGUCUGAGCGGACGGUGUUACUGGGAGGUGGAGCUGAGAGGGGACGGAGUUGAGGUAGCAGUCGCAUACAAGAAUAUCAGCAGAACAGGAGGCUCAGAGGAUUGUGUAUUUGGAUUCAAUGAUAAAUCUUGGACGUUAGAUUGUUACAACAGUUAUUACUUUUGGUUCAACAAAGUCAACACUCCUGUCUCAGGUCCUCAGUCCUCCAGAGUAGGAGUGUACCUGGAUCACAGAGCAGGUAUUCUGUCCUUCUACAGCGUCUCUGAAACCAUGACUCUCCUCCACAGAGUCCAGACCACAUUCACUCAGCCCCUCUAUGCUGGACUAAGGUUGUACUGGUCUGAAAACAGUGCUGAGUUCUGUGAACUCCAAUAAAAACCUUCAAGUCCAUUCAGACCAAAUAUGAGCAACAAGAGGAUUUCAAAGCUGCAUGGUUCUGGUCUGAUGGUUCUCCCUCCAAGACCUCUCUGUGCUUCAGGUCUUCAUGCCGGCUUUGUGAGUCUUUUUGGAGCUGCUGCUUUUGUAGACGCUUUAAGGGAUGAGGACAGUGAUGCUGGAUUAUUUGCAACAGUUGGGUUUCUAUUUUUGAUGAAGCUUCAAAACCAGAAACAGAAACAGCUCUGUGUGAAAUGUUUGUGUUCCACAGGAUGGGAAGAUCUUUAUUUGGUGUUUGCUUGUUGAUCACGCUUCAUGAAUUUAGUUAAAAUCCUUAAAAUGCUGUUUGUUUUAUUUUGUAGAGGCUUUUAUUUUGAAAGGGCUUCAGUGUGGGGGGCAGGUUUUGCAGGUAUGAAGCUUAGAAAAGACUUGAAAACAUGAGAAAGGGAAAAGCAGGAGCUUCUUUCUGAUCCUAAAUCAAAGGAUGUAAAGUCUGCAGAUGAAAAUAUCAUCUCUAACAUGUCAGAAUGUUCAUGUUUCUACAUUCAGGAUCCUGUUUUUAUUGAGUCCAAUCAGCUGAUCAAACAAGUCCUUUUCAUUCUUUGUUCAACUGAUGAAGACUUUAAUACUCACAUCAAUAAUUGGGAUUGUUGGACUUCUCUUAGAUUGUACAGAUGAACUUUCUGACUUCAGGUUUGUUGCUGAUUGAGCUAACUGCAGCAGAUAUUCCUGUCUGCUUCUUUUGGAUCAGUGGAUUUGGAAAGACGUCUACACUCACACUUUUUUUUGUGGCCGAUCCAAAAAAUGUUGUUUUCCACAAAUGGAUGUACAGAUGAGGUUCAGUGAGCUUUGAUAGAAGUGUAUUAAUAAUCACAUGGAUUUGUAAAAGCUCUUUUCUUUUUGGGACACAGCUGAGAUUCUGCUGAAGUCAACUGAUUGUGUAAGUGAAGUCAACCUGUACCUAAAAUCCUCCAAUAAAUCAAAGUGUGUCUUUAACA
This is a messenger RNA of Notolabrus celidotus (New Zealand spotty), 2249 nucleotides long. RefSeq names its product tripartite motif-containing protein 16-like. The record is from RefSeq and is a predicted model, not a curated record. Lineage: Eukaryota; Metazoa; Chordata; Actinopteri; Labriformes; Labridae. Gene Ontology annotation, molecular function: protein binding.